This is a messenger RNA of Vidua macroura (Pin-tailed whydah), 1238 nucleotides long. Its product is annotated as olfactory receptor 14I1-like. NCBI's taxonomy places the organism in Eukaryota, Metazoa, Chordata, Aves, Passeriformes, Viduidae. Gene Ontology annotation, molecular function: olfactory receptor activity; G protein-coupled receptor activity. The transcript has a single exon. Gene Ontology annotation, cellular component: membrane. The record is from RefSeq and is a predicted model, not a curated record. Gene Ontology annotation, biological process: G protein-coupled receptor signaling pathway. The coding region runs from base 306 to 1238 and encodes 310 amino acids.
CCCUGAAAAAUCCUGAAUAUCCAGCCUUGUCCCUCUGCCCCAUGGUCACAAACCCAGGGCAGCAGGGCAGGGAUGGCUCCUCGAGAGCCCCCACACACAGCCCUGGCUGCUCCUGGCACACUCAGCCAGCACAGCUGGAGCUCAGGCAGGGACCUGGGUGAAGGUUUUCCCAGAGCAGGAACAAGGCUGGGUGAGUCCCAGCAGGACAGGCUACAGGGAAUGGCCCAGGUUUGGCUCCAAGCAGCCUCUCCUGACUUGUCACUGUCCUUUCUCCAUGAACAGGUGCCCAUGUGCAGCCACAGCAAAUGUCCAACAGCAGCUCCAUCAGCCACUUCCUCCUGCUGGCUCUGGCAGAGACGCGGCAGCUGCAGCUCCUGCACUUCUGCCUCUUGCUGGGCAUCUCCCUGGCUGCCCUCCUGGGCAACGGCCUCAUCAUCAGCGCCGUAGCCUGCGGCCACCACCUGCACACGCCCAUGUUCUUCUUCCUGCUCAACCUGGCCCUCAGCCACCUGGGCUCCAUCUGCACCACUGUCCCCAAAGCCAUGCACAAUUCCCUCUGGGACACCAGAACCAUCUCCUACACAGGAUGUGCUGCUCAGCUCUUUUUCUUUCUGUUCUUCAUCUCAGCAGAGUAUUUCCUCCUGACCAUCAUGUGCUACGACCGCUACGUGUCCAUCUGCAAACCCCUGCACUAUGGGACCCUCCUGGGCAGCAGAGCUUGUGCCCACAUGGCAGCAGCUGCCUGGGCCAGUGCCUUUCUCAAUGCUCUCAUGCACACGGCCAAUACAUUUUCCUUGCCCCUGUGCCAUGGCAAUGCCCUGGGCCAGUUCUUUUGUGAAAUCCCACAGAUCCUCAAGCUCUCCUGCUUCAAAUCCCACCUCAGGGAACUUGGGCUUCUUGCUAUUAGUGCCUGUUUGGUACUAGGUUGUUUUGUGUUCAUGGUUUUCUCCUAUGUGCAGAUCUUCGGGGCCAUGCUGAGGAUCCCCUCUGAGCAGGGACGGCACAAAGCCUUUUCCACCUGCCUCCCUCACCUGGCUGUGGUCUCUCUGUUCUUCAGCACUGGGGCAUUUACCUACCUGAAGCCCCGUUCCAUGAGCUCCCCAUCCCUGGAUCUGUCACUGUCGGUUCUGUACUCAGUGGUGCCUCCAGCCCUGAACCCCGUCAUCUACAGCCUGAGGAACCAGGAGCUCAAGGCUGCAGUGUGGAGACUGAUGACUGGAUGCUUUCACGAACAUUAA